Messenger RNA from Plasmodium gonderi, 2494 nucleotides. RefSeq names its product variable surface protein. The annotation marks the transcript as partial. NCBI's taxonomy places the organism in Eukaryota, Apicomplexa, Aconoidasida, Haemosporida, Plasmodiidae. The record is from RefSeq and is a predicted model, not a curated record. The transcript is spliced from 5 exons.
AUGGCCUUAUAUAUAGUAGAUUAUAUAAAAUUGAUUCAGGGGAAUGAUGACUUACAUAAAACUGAAUUGCAUGAAUUUUAUACUAAAUUUAACCGUGAGUGUUCUCCUGAUUCUGAUGACACUUAUUGCUCAAUAGGCUUUACAUUUGAGAAUACAGACCCAUUAGUUAAGAAGUUUUAUAAUAAAAUAUUUUGGAAUUUAAAAAAUUUAUUAAAUGAAGAUAGUAAAUAUUUUAUUAUUAAUCAUAGUAAAACUGAAAACAAGAAAAGAUGUAUAUAUUUUAUGUACUGGUUUUAUGAUCAAGUAUUAAAAAAUAAAUUUAGAGAAAAAGAUAUUACAACUAUUGUCAGUCACUGGAAUGCGCAAAAAAAUAUUUUCUUGGAUGAUCCUAAUAAUUUCCCAUGCUCGUUUUACAAUAUAAAUUUAAAAGACAUAAAGGAUAUGAAACAUUUAUACGAUUAUCUUAUAUUUUAUGACAAAUAUAAAGAUUUUAGCAUUAUAAAUUAUAAGAUAUUCAACAGUUUACAUUGCAAUUACAUAAGGAGAGCUAUUAAUCUGUAUAACAAUAAAGUUAUAGAAUGUUCAGCUGCAAGAAAAAAGUCAUUAUAUUGUGAGGAAUUCAAUGAAUAUCUUAAAAAAUUUAUUAAUGUACGUUAUUUGCUACCAUUUAGUGGAAGAUGCAAGCAUGAUUAUCUACGUGAAAAAACUCUCAAUACUAAGGGAAAAUUAAUUACGACUGAUCCUUCUCUUGAAAAACUGUUUGAUAUGGUAAAAAUACCCUUUUUUAAAGAUUAUUAUUUAAUAAGGGACAAUAGUUUGAAUAAUAUACAUUUAUACAAUUUUUAUAAAAUGCUAGACACUGAAUAUGAUUAUUAUGACAAUUUUCGUGUUUGUGGGAUUUUAUUAAAAGAGCGUUCUCCUGUUAAAGAACAUAUUUACAAAAAUUGUAAUAAGCUUAAAUCAAUAUUAGAUAAUUGGAGUAAUAUAUUAAAUUCUUUUAAGAAACAUGUAAGUAAGGAGAAAUGCUGUGAAUAUUUGAACUACUGGUUACAUGAUAGAAUAAGUGAUAUUUAUUAUCGCACUGAAAUUAUCAAUUUGUUAUACAAGUCAUGGAAUUUGAUUAAUUAUGAAAAAACUACUUCUAAUGAUAUAUGUUGGCAUAAGAAUUUGAAUGUUAAUGAAAAAACUUUUAAAAAAAAAAAAAAAUUAUAUGACUUUUCAGAAUAUUAUAGUCACAUAAAAAGUAGAAUGCAGGAAGUAGAUAAAUUAAGCAUAACUAAAUAUUGUCAUUACAUAAAAUAUCAUCUCUCCUUAUAUUAUGCCAUGCAAUACGAACAAUAUAUGUCUUCAAAAUUUUCUGUCUAUGAGAAUGAAUUGAGAACUUUUAAUAACAUGAUGAAAAAUGAGGUAUCAUUUUUAAAGGAGAAGUGUAAUGGCAUUAAUCUUGAUUUUCUUUUCAACAAUGAAGAUAAAUGGAAAGACUCACUGUCAUUGCAAGAGAAGGAAUCGACAGUACAAAGGAAUAAUGAUGUAAGUUAUUCUACAGGAAGACACAAUGAAAAAUUUAAAUUAAAAGAAUUACCUUCAGAAGUAGAAUAUAAAAAAUUGAAUAAUUCUAAAAAUAUUGAAAUGUGUUACAAUGAAUGUAUAGAUAUUUUUGAAUUUGAAAUGGAUUAUCCUGGAGUUAGUGAUUUUUGUUAUAAAUUUGUAAGAAAUUUAAGAGAAUUAUAUAAAAAUAACAAUCAUAAUUUUAUUGAAAUUUGUGAUUACUUUACUCAUUGGGUAUUUGAUGAAAUAACGAAAAAGUUUGUUCAUAACUGGAAUAACAUUAGUGACAUACCAUUUUUUUACAAACUUGUUGAAAUAAGUCUUCAUAUUAACAGAGAAUUUAAGAAUAAACAUUGUAAUUAUAUUCAUGAUAGUAAUAUUAGUUUUAUAGAACUUAAGAAAAGAAAAGAAUUACAUGAUUAUUUCAAAAAUUACAGUUCUAUUUUUAGCUAUAUUACUGAAACUAAUGAUGAAGAAAGAAAAACAUAUUGUGACUAUAUUUAUCGUCUAAAUGAAUAUUAUAAAAAUCAAAUAAGAGAAUGUUGCGAAUAUUUUAAUGGAGAAAAUAAUUAUAAAGAAUAUUGUAGCAAUUACUUUAAAUGCGAUCGAAAAUAUGAUCCACAUACUCUCUUAUUGAGGUUGGAUUGUAGAAGUACGGAAACCAAUACAAUAUUAGAAAACACAUUUGCUGGUCAAGAAGUUGAAACAAGUGGUAAAUUAAUAACAGAUAUGCCAAAAUAUACACAUCAGUUGUUGAAUAAGCCUGAAGUCUUUAAUUUUAGAACUACAGAGAAGAAGCAGAAUAUAAUAAUUUUUGAUUCGUUUUAUAUAUCCGUUUUAGCAAUUUUGUCUCUACUUGGCACACUUUUAAUAUGUUUCCUUUUUUAUAAAUUUACUCCUCUUGGAUCCUUUUUAAAUAGAAGUGCAUUAAAGAAAAAAAAUAUAA